GUCACUAUUCGCGAGUUCUCUGCUGCUGCUGUCGAAGCGUUCCUUCGCUUCUUGUACUCUGGUGUUCUUGAGGGUACCUUGGUGACGUUGGUGGAGGUUGCAGCAGUUGCAGACAAAUAUCAAGUCGACAAGCUCCACCAGCUUUGCACAGAAGCAUGUGAUAUCGCCCUGAGUCCGGAGACAGCAUGCCAGGUCUUCGAACUUGCGAACCGUCUGGGACUUGCCAGGAUACGCCGAGCAGCCAAGGAGCAGAUCUUGAUUUGUCCGAAGCAAGCCUUGCGCCUUCGCCCAGCCUUUGGCCCCCAGCUGCUGUCCGAAAUUCUGGAGUCCAGACUUCUGUGUGUUGAGAAUGAGGCCUUAUCACAGCUGCUUACAAGCUGGGGGAAUUACAAGAAGCGGAAGGCAAAUGGGGAUGACAACGAAUGCCAGGCUAUCAUUGCCAAGUGUCUUUCAGAGUUGGAAAGCCGCCAGCCUGCGCGGUGUAGUGUGGACGUGCUGGGAAGCUUAUGGGAGCUUCAAAGCCAAAAUCCCAAUGGAUACUUCCUGGGAUACUGGGUGACCUUGACUCUGGGUUCGCUCUCCACAGAAAUUUUGAAUCCCAGGGGGAGCCUGUUCCAGGACUAUCUCUGCAGCUGUGCCAGGAACGAGCCAGAGUGCCUGCGCAUGAGCGGGAGCUACGUGAUCUGGGCACUUCCACAUUUCUCAGUGUAUCUUCAAGACUUCUGCUUUCGAAGCCACGUUCCACAGACGGUGCAUUUCCAGAUCUUUUGUUCGCAGGAUGGUGCCCGCUGGCACUUGGCGGUAGCUUCUGACAAGCGCCGUAUAGAGGCAGGGACUCCAGUGGAGUGCAAUGCUCCCGACUACACCGUGAAGUACUUCAAGCU
Molecule: messenger RNA, 884 nt
Organism: Symbiodinium pilosum
Lineage: Eukaryota; Dinophyceae; Suessiales; Symbiodiniaceae
Source: the annotation of a GenBank genome assembly